Epinephelus fuscoguttatus (brown-marbled grouper) is the source of this 1718-nucleotide messenger RNA. RefSeq names its product G patch domain containing 11 (gene gpatch11). The coding region runs from base 103 to 885 and encodes 260 amino acids. Gene Ontology annotation, molecular function: nucleic acid binding. The record is from RefSeq and is a predicted model, not a curated record. Lineage: Eukaryota; Metazoa; Chordata; Actinopteri; Perciformes; Serranidae. The transcript is spliced from 8 exons. Gene Ontology annotation, cellular component: kinetochore.
ACGAACCAAACAUCCGUGAAGCAAAUAUCAAAGGCACAACCGGAUUAUAAAUUAAGUCUACAGCUGUUCUUUUGUACAUUAAUUCUCUUUUUCGCGGCCGUAAUGUCUGACGAGGAGGAAGACUAUAUGUCUGAUGCAUUUCUCAGUAAAAUACAAGAUGUGAAGCCAGGUGUCAACAUGGUGAGGCGGGUAAAAGAGGCAAUGAAGAAGGAGUCACGACAAAAGGAGAUAAACAUUAAAAACCGGCAGAAGACCUUCAAGGAGCAGGAGAAGGAAAGCAGAGAGGCAGCUUUACAAAACACCAUCAGCAAUGAGAACAAAGGAUUUGCACUUCUGAAGAAAAUGGGUUACACAGCUGGUCAAGGCCUCGGAAAGGAGGGUACAGGAAGGGUUGAUCCAAUUCCUCUAAAUAUCAAAACCGACAGAGGUGGCAUUGGAAUGGAAGAGAUGAAGAAAAGAAAAGCAGAGGAGGAACUUGAACAUUAUCGUCAGAAAGUACGAGCCAAGCAACAGAAUGAGACCAAAUCUCUGGAAGAUUUUAGGUCAAGAGUAAGGACAGAGAGAGAGGAGCGAAAGAUUGAAGGAGAUCUCAAAAGGAGUCAGCGAGCCUGUGAGCAGCUGGACAGUCAGAAGGGCAUCACUGCCCCCAGGGAAGACUGGUACUGGCCUAAAGCAGAGACUGAUGAGGAGGAAGAUGCGCUUAAGGAGGAGGAGGAGGAGGAGGAAGAGGAGAUUGUGGAAUUAACUUCCUUUGACAAACUACAAAUUUUGACAUCCUAUUUAAGAGGAAUCCAUUUUUACUGCAUAUGGUGUGGGACUACCUAUAAUGACGAAGAGGACUUGUGCUCUAACUGUCCUGGGGAUACAGCAGCAGACCACGACUGAAGUUACAAUUUGCGCAUUAGGUCCUAGCGAAAAAGCGGUAACAGAUGUUUGACCCUAGAAACGUUAUACAUGGAAGUGAGUGCAGCAUUUUAUAAUGGGAAACAGGGUCGUCACACUUGGCUUUGAUAAGCAAUUGAUGCAAUUAGGUCAUCAGAAGUGGAGGAAUAUUUAUUUAUCAUGUUCAUGUGAAUCUGUUGUCUAUCUCUGGAGGCACUCUCUGUUUAUAGACCCUAACCCUAUUUUGGGGUUGCAGUCUUGAUUUUUCUUUACAUUUACAAAUCCUGUGGAAAUAUAGGGUACCUUUUAAUGUUAAUAUUUUGAAAAGAUGUGCAGAGUUUUUUAAGACAUGUUUCAAGAGCAAUACCUUUGUUUUCAUUAAAUGUUUAAGAAUCAUACCUUGUAUUUUCUUUUUAUCUGUUGUUUUACUUGAGCUACUAUGAUACAAUAAAUUACAUUGGGUUUUAUUUACUUAACAAAAUGUAGACACUAAACUUCCUGACUCUUUAAUCUGACAUUCCCAUUUUGCCUUUGUGUUUAUGUGCUGCUCAGUUUUGAGUUUAUGUGGGUCUUAAAAUUAUUAUUUUAGUAUCCUCUGGUGUCACUGCUGAAUUUCAAUACCAGCAGAAUAUUAUUCUGUAUCUGAUAAGCAUAUCAGUAAAUACACAAUAGUUGCCUUUUCUUGCUUGUUUGAAAAGUCGUACGACACUUGUGACGUGAAAGUUACCUAAAUGUGUCUCUGAAUCAUGAUACAAAACACUUUUCUCUAUGAGAAGAGGACAUCUACUACUUGCUGGACAGUCACUUCCUCAGCCAUUUUUUUCAUUAAUAUUUAU